GAGUGAGUGAAUGAGUUCCAACUCAUGGUGGUGCAGGGGCUGAGCAGCAGGCAAGAAAAUAUGGAAGUGGAUGUUUCCAAGUUUAACAUUGACGCUCCAAGAUGGGAUCAGAUUACCUUCACUGGUCGCUUGAAGCACUUCUUCAACAUUACUGACCCCAGGACGGUGGUUGUGUCUGAGCAAGAGCUGGACAGAGCUAAGGUGCUUGUUGAGGCUUGCAGAGCAGGCGGCACUCCACCGGGCACCAGCAUAGAACAACUGCACUAUGCCAAGAAGCUGUACGACUCUGCCUUCCACCCUGACACCGGAGAUAAGAUGAACCUGAUCGGAAGAAUGUCUUUCCAGGUCCCAGGAGGAAUGGCAAUCACUGGCUGUAUGCUGCAGUUUUACAGGACUGUUCCCGCUGUGGUGUUUUGGCAAUGGGUUAAUCAGUCGUUUAACGCACUUGUAAAUUAUACCAAUCGGAAUGCAGCAUCUCCCAUCACACUUGGGCAGAUUGGAGUUGCCUAUGUGACGGCUACCAGUACGGCUCUGGCCACAGCAGUGGGCCUUAAUCUGUACACCAAGAAAGCACCACCACUUAUUGCUCGCUGGGUUCCUUUUGCUGCUGUUGCUGCUGCCAACUGUGUGAACAUUCCUAUGAUGAGGCAGCAGGAGAUAAUUAAUGGAAUUGCUGUUACAGAUGAAAACGACAAGAAGCUGGGACACUCAAGAAAAGCUGCAAUCAAAGGGAUUAGUCAGGUGGUAGCCUCCAGAAUUGCAAUGGCUGCACCCGGGAUGAUCCUCCUGCCGAUUUUGAUGCAGAAGUUGGAGUCUUUCCCCUUUAUGAAAAAAAUCCGUUUCCUUCAUGCUCCCUUGCAAGUUACAUUAGCCGGUGGUUUCUUGCUGUUCAUGGUUCCUGUGGCCUGUUCAUUGUUUCCACAGCAAUGUUCUAUGGCUGUUAGUAGUCUGGAACCAGAGCUUCAAGAUUCUAUCCGUAAGGAGCAUGGAGACAGAAUUAAGUAUGUUUACUUUAACAAAGGAUUAUAACCACUGGACAUGUAGAGCAGAAUGUAUCUAAACCCAAGAAUCAGCUUUAUUCAGAGCCAAGACCAAGUCUGUGUUCUGCCUGCCAAGGAAGUUUUAAUUCUCUUAGGAGCUGCAUAUAGCUUUUGGUUUUUUAUUUUCUGAA
This is a messenger RNA of Nanorana parkeri, 1171 nucleotides long. It is a transcript of the gene SFXN2, whose product is annotated as sideroflexin 2. The record is from RefSeq and is a predicted model, not a curated record. Gene Ontology annotation, molecular function: monoatomic ion transmembrane transporter activity. Gene Ontology annotation, cellular component: mitochondrial inner membrane. Bases 25 to 1029 code for a protein of 334 amino acids. NCBI's taxonomy places the organism in Eukaryota, Metazoa, Chordata, Amphibia, Anura, Dicroglossidae. Gene Ontology annotation, biological process: serine import into mitochondrion; monoatomic ion transport. The transcript is spliced from 12 exons.